CUAAAUUGUAUAGGCAGCAAGAAUUUACACAAAAGCGAUGACGAGACCAACGUACAGUAUGUUCCGAUCCUCACCUCAAUUAUGAUUCUGCUUCCGCUCAAUUCUCUUGUCAGUUGAUGGUUUGUUUACAUGAACUUGGACCAAGAUCGUGAUGGGGGCAUUAUUGAGUUUAAACAAUACAAGGGCCAGAACAAACAAUCUCUAUGAGGUUUCCUCCAGUGAAGCAUGUAAGAGACAGAGGACUUCAUCAAGCUUUUGGGAGGAUAAUCCACGUUUGAUUCCGAGCCUUCCUGACGAGAUAUCAAUCCAGAUUCUAGCUAGACUUCCCAGAAUUUGCUACUUGGACAUGAAGUUGGUAUCAAGGAGCUGGAAAGCCGUGAUAACAAGUGCAGAACUUUACAAAUUGAGAAAAGAACUUGGAACAGCAGAACAGUGGCUGUACAUUUUGACCAAAUUUGAUGGUGAUAAGCUUGUAUGGUUUGCCUUAGACCCACAUUCUAAAAGGUGGCAAAAGUUACCAUUAAUGCCUAAUGUUGCUGCGGAAGAUGGAAGCAGAAGGGGCUUGUCUGCCCUCAAUGUGUGGCAUAUGGUUGGUUCGAGUAUUAAAAUUGCAGAUGCUGUAAGGGGUUGGCUUGGGAGAAGGCCUGCAUUGGAUCAAAUUCCAUUUUGUGGAUGUGCUGUUGCAGCUGUUGACGGCUGCCUCUAUGUGAUAGGCGGAUUUUCUAAGGCUUUGCCAAUGAAAUGUGUCAGGAAGUAUGAUCCAACCCUAAAUGUGUGGAGCGAAGUAAGUUCCAUGUCCGUGGGUAGGGCUUAUUGUAAAACAAGUGUAUUGAACAACAAACUUUUUGUUGUUGGAGGUGUUAGUAGGGGACGUGGUGGACUGACCCCUCUUCAAUCUGCAGAGGUGUUUGAUCCGCAAACUGGUGCUUGGUCUGAAGUUCCUAGCAUGCCAUUUUCAAAAGCUCAGGUGCUGCCAACAGCUUUUCUAGCAGAUUUGCUCAAGCCAAUCGCAACAGGGAUGACAUCAUACAAAGGAAAAUUAUAUGUUUCUCAAAGUUUAUACUGUUGGCCAUUUUUUGUUGAUGUUGGAGGAGAAGUUUAUGAUCCUGAUUCAAAUUCAUGGUUUGAAAUGCCAGUUGGUAUGGGAGAAGGUUGGCCUGCAAGGCAAGCUGGAACAAAAGUGAGUGUUAUUGUAGAAGAUGACUUGUAUGCACUGGAUCCUUCUACUUCUCUAGAUAGUGCUAGGAUCAAAACUUAUGAUUACGAAGGUGAUACUUGGAAAGUGGUUGAUGGAGAUGUACCCAUUCGUGACUUUGCUGAAUCCGAAUCACCAUAUCUACUUUCUGGUUUACUAGGGAAGCUCCAUGUGAUCACUAAAGAUGCCAAUCAAAACAUUCUGGUUAUGCAGGCUGAUAAACAAAAUCAUCUAGAGUCCUCUGCAUCAACUGCUGAUCUUAUACAGGGCUCGUUACAGGAAUCAGUUGUGCAAUCUGAAACAAAUAUAUGGACGGUUAUUGCCACCAAGAAUGCUAGUUCUGCAGAGCUAAUCAGCUGUCAGGUCCUUGAUAUGUAGGACCCAAGUACGGAAGAAUGCUUAGUUAUUUGUGUGUUUACUCCACUGUUAAUACGUAAACCUGAUUGGUCAGUUGAGCUGAUACUGACAUGUUUUGGUAAUGAUAAAUGUAAUAUGUGUGUAAAUCUGACCUAAUGAUCAUAAUUCAUGAAUGUAAUCCCACUGUCACAUGUUUGUGUUAGAAAUGUAUUUCAUACUAGUUUUGUUAUA
Daucus carota subsp. sativus is the source of this 1783-nucleotide messenger RNA. RefSeq names its product F-box/kelch-repeat protein At1g22040. Bases 152 to 1573 code for a protein of 473 amino acids. Lineage: Eukaryota; Viridiplantae; Streptophyta; Magnoliopsida; Apiales; Apiaceae. Gene Ontology annotation, molecular function: protein binding. The transcript is spliced from 2 exons. The record is from RefSeq and is a predicted model, not a curated record.